GCAGGCAGGCUGACAAUGAUUUCCUCAGUGAUUACGUACAGAGCGAGUCCCUGCGGGUUAGGGGCCCCCUCUGGAGCCAUCCUGAUGGCUUUGGGGGCCUUGCUUCCAUUUUCCAUUAUUAUGUGGACUACCGGAGCGACAGCGCAGUCCAAGACCUUGCAGGAUGUCUCGCCGCAAGCAAGCGAAACCGAGAUCCCUCAAAGACCCCAACUGUAAACUUGAAGACAAGACUGAAGAUGGAGAGGCACUAGAUUGUAAGAAGAGGCCGGAAGACGGGGAGGAGUUGGAAGACGAAGCUGUGCACAGCUGUGACAGCUGCCUCCAGGUGUUUGAAUCGCUGAGCGAUAUCACAGAACACAAGAUUAAUCAAUGUCAACUGACAGAUGGAGUGGAUGUUGAAGAUGAUCCGACUUGCUCUUGGCCAGCUUCCUCACCUUCUAGCAAGGAUCAGACUUCCCCUAGCCAUGGAGAAGGUUGCGAUUUUGGAGAGGAAGAAGGUGGCCCUGGGCUUCCAUACCCGUGUCAAUUCUGUGACAAGUCGUUUAGCCGCCUCAGCUACCUAAAGCACCAUGAGCAGAGUCACAGUGACAAACUGCCUUUCAAAUGCACCUACUGCAGUAGGCUGUUCAAACACAAGCGCAGCCGAGAUCGCCACAUAAAACUCCACACCGGGGACAAGAAGUACCACUGCAGUGAAUGUGAUGCUGCGUUUUCCAGAAGUGAUCACUUGAAGAUCCACUUAAAGACUCACACGUCCAACAAGCCAUAUAAAUGUGCCAUUUGUCGCCGUGGGUUUCUGUCCUCUAGUUCCUUACACGGACACAUGCAGGUUCAUGAGAGGAACAAGGACGGCUCUCAGUCCGGUUCCAGGAUGGAGGACUGGAAGAUGAAGGACACUCAGAAGUGCAGUCAGUGUGAGGAAGGCUUUGACUUCCCGGAAGACCUCCAAAAACACAUUGCAGAGUGCCACCCCGAAUGCUCCCCAAAUGAGGACCGAGCGGCCCUCCAGUGUGUCUACUGCCACGAGCUCUUCGUAGAGGAGACCUCCCUCAUGAACCACAUGGAGCAGGUGCAUAGCGGGGAGAAGAAGAACUCAUGCAGCAUUUGUUCUGAGAGUUUCCACACAGUUGAGGAACUGUACAGCCACAUGGACAGUCACCAGCAACCGGAGUCAUGCAAUCACAGCAACAGCCCUUCCCUGGUCACGGUGGGCUAUACCUCCGUGUCCAGUACGACUCCAGAUUCCAACCUCUCAGUGGACAGCUCAACCAUGGUGGAAGCUGCCCCGCCAAUCCCAAAGAGUCGAGGGAGGAAGAGGGCCGCUCAACAAACCCCUGACAUGACUGGUCCCUCGAGUAAACAAGCAAAAGUUACCUACAGCUGUAUUUACUGCAACAAACAAUUAUUUUCAAGUCUUGCAGUUCUGCAGAUUCACCUGAAAACUAUGCACUUAGAUAAGCCAGAACAGGCCCAUAUUUGUCAGUAUUGCUUGGAGGUCCUGCCCUCACUCUAUAACCUAAAUGAACAUCUUAAGCAAGUGCAUGAAGCUCAGGACCCAGGUCUGAUUGUUUCUGCCAUGCCUGCCAUUGUCUACCAGUGUAACUUCUGUUCCGAAGUUGUCAACGACCUCAACACUCUUCAGGAACACAUCCGAUGUUCUCAUGGAUUUGCAAACCCUGCAGCUAAAGAUAGUAAUGCAUUCUUUUGUCCCCAUUGCUAUAUGGGGUUUCUCACUGACUCUUCCCUGGAAGAGCAUAUUAGACAGGUUCAUUGUGACCUCAGUGGCUCCCGAUUUGGGUCUCCAGUGCUUGGGACUCCCAAAGAACCAGUAGUAGAAGUCUAUUCUUGUUCCUAUUGUACAAAUUCGCCAAUAUUCAACAGCGUUCUUAAACUGAACAAGCAUAUCAAAGAGAAUCAUAAAAACAUUCCCUUGGCCCUGAAUUAUAUCCACAAUGGGAAGAAAUCCAGGGCCUUAAGCCCCCUAUCUCCUGUGGCCAUAGAGCAGACAUCUCUUAAGAUGAUGCAGGCAGUAGGAGGUGCACCUGCACGUCCCACUGGAGAAUAUAUCUGUAAUCAAUGUGGUGCUAAGUACACAUCCCUAGACAGCUUUCAGACUCACCUAAAAACUCAUCUCGACACUGUGCUUCCAAAAUUGACCUGUCCUCAGUGCAACAAGGAAUUCCCCAACCAAGAAUCCUUGCUGAAGCAUGUUACCAUUCACUUUAUGAUCACUUCAACGUAUUACAUCUGUGAGAGUUGUGACAAGCAAUUCACAUCAGUGGAUGACCUUCAGAAACACCUGCUGGACAUGCACACCUUUGUCUUCUUUCGCUGCACCCUCUGCCAGGAAGUUUUUGACUCAAAAGUCUCCAUUCAGCUCCACUUGGCUGUGAAGCACAGUAACGAAAAGAAAGUCUAUAGGUGCACAUCUUGCAACUGGGACUUCCGCAACGAAACUGACUUGCAGCUCCAUGUGAAACACAACCACCUGGAAAACCAAGGGAAAGUGCAUAAGUGCAUUUUCUGCGGUGAGUCCUUUGGCACCGAGGUGGAGCUGCAAUGCCACAUCACCACUCACAGUAAGAAGUACAACUGCAAGUUCUGUAGCAAAGCCUUCCAUGCGAUCAUUUUGUUAGAAAAACACUUGCGAGAAAAACACUGUGUAUUCGAAACCAAGACACCCAACUGUGGAACAAAUGGAGCUUCCGAGCAAGUGCAGAAAGAGGAAGUGGAGCUGCAGACUUUGCUGACCAACAGCCAGGAGUCCCACAACAGUCACGAUGGGAGCGAAGAAGACGUUGACACCUCUGAGCCUAUGUACGGCUGCGACAUUUGUGGGGCAGCCUACACUAUGGAAACUUUGCUGCAGAAUCACCAGCUCCGAGACCACAACAUCAGACCUGGAGAAAGUGCCAUCGUGAAAAAGAAAGCUGAGCUCAUUAAAGGGAAUUACAAGUGCAACGUGUGCUCUCGAACCUUCUUCUCCGAAAAUGGCCUCCGGGAACAUAUGCAGACCCACCUAGGCCCUGUCAAACACUACAUGUGCCCUAUUUGCGGAGAGCGGUUUCCCUCCCUUUUAACUCUUACUGAACACAAAGUCACGCAUAGUAAGAGUCUUGAUACUGGAAACUGCCGGAUUUGCAAGAUGCCUCUCCAGAGUGAAGAGGAGUUUUUAGAGCAUUGCCAAAUGCACCCUGACUUGAGGAAUUCCCUGACAGGCUUUCGCUGCGUGGUGUGCAUGCAGACAGUGACCUCCACCUUGGAACUCAAAAUCCAUGGGACGUUCCACAUGCAAAAGACAGGGAAUGGGUCUGCAGUUCAGACCACAGGGCGGGGCCAGCACGUCCAAAAACUGUAUAAGUGCGCAUCUUGCCUCAAAGAAUUCCGUUCCAAGCAAGAUCUGGUGAAACUUGAUAUCAAUGGCCUGCCAUAUGGUCUGUGUGCCGGCUGCGUGAAUCUCAGUAAGAGCGCCAGCCCAGGCAUUAACGUCCCUCCCGGCACGAAUAGACCAGGCUUGGGCCAGAAUGAGAAUCUGAGUGCCAUUGAGGGGAAAGGCAAGGUGGGGGGACUGAAGACACGCUGCUCUAGCUGCAACGUUAAGUUUGAGUCUGAAAGUGAACUCCAGAACCACAUCCAAACCAUCCACCGAGAGCUCGUGCCAGACAGCAACAGCACACAGUUGAAAACGCCCCAAGUAUCACCAAUGCCCAGAAUCAGUCCCUCCCAGUCGGAUGAGGAUAUUGUCUUCUCUAUGACUGAAGAGACCAGCGCUCAUGCCAACACUACUGAGAUCUGGAAUCUCAGCAUAGCUUCACCGUGAGUUGAAAUCCCCAGCUAUGACUUGUGUGUAUGGCAGAGAGAUAAUGACUCAAAAGUAAGAUGCUAUGAGCCACCAUGCUGGCUUAGAGUAAAUUAAAAAGAAUAUAUAUAUUUGGGGAUAACAAAUUGGGUAGGGGUGGCUUUUUAAUGCCAUGUUGUCAACACUCACUGUUUUUCUUUGUCUUCUGGGUAGAGAGGAAAAUACUUCCUCACAACAGGAUUUUUAAAAAUCCCCUACAUUUAUUAAGCACCACAUGCCCAUUAUUCUGUUUAAAGACACUAUCCCUGAGUUUGAGGCCUACUCUCUGGGUUUCAAAAUCAAUGUGUGCGUUUUUUUUUUUCUCCUUAGUUUCAGAGUAGUUUUCUGCUUUCUUUGCCGUGACGAGUACAAAAAACAAGUUCAUUUAUAAUGAAAUCAUUUCAUAAGUCAUCAUUUCUUAGUAGCUGAGCAGAGGAUGGCUCAUUUUAAUAUUUCUUUAUGCUUUAUCACCUGGUUUCUAAAAGCUCUUUCCACUUCCCUACCUGCCCCUAUCUGGAGAUCCAUCCAAAUGAAAACCCCAGGGAGAUCCUUCUCCCUUCAGUUUGGGGUUACUGCAUUUUCCUUAUCUUGUCUCUGCACUCACACCCUGGCGGAGGCCCCCCUGUGGCUCCCUGCAGAUAGCCAUCAGUCAGCUGGCAGGGGCGGGCUGAGAAGACUGAGACAGAGCCUGGCCUCACAAAAUGUGGCAUCUGUGUGGCAGGCAAACUCCCAAACUUUGAAGCCACUUUCCCCCUUCUCCCCUCCCCAAGUAAAUCUGCACUUUUCUCUCAUUUAAAUACAUGAAAUCCUUUCAAACUGCUGAGGACAGCUGGAAGAACAUAGCUUUGAUUAUGGCUCAUAGCUCAUGGGUUGGAUCAAAUUGUUUCUUUUGAAACAAAUAUUAGUAGUUAAAAGCAUAUGAAAUGAGGGUUUUCCAAGUUUUUACUUCGGAAUUUUUUAAACCUAUAGAAAAGUUAAAGGACCAACACAGCGAACACGUAUGUGUGCCUGUGUAUGGGUAUCCCCAGGUCCUCCAGAUAAGAAUAUUUUGUAGCGUUUUCUCUCUCUCUGCACCCCUUUUUAAAAUCAACUUCAGCCACAUGAAAGAAAGUUGCAGGUAUCAUGACAUCUCCUAAGAAUAAGGGUAUUUUUUUGUUCAAUUAUGACAUCAUUAGCUAAAGCAAUUCACUAAAUUAAAAAAGGAAAUUAAGUAAUCCCAUAAUAUCGUCUGUAAGAGGUUCAUAUUUAGAUUUCCUCAGUUGUCCCCAAAAUGUCUCAUAUUUUUAAGUUUUUGAAUGAGAAUUCUGAAAACAUUAAGGCAGAAAAUUACUCUUCUCCUUUGUUUUUAUUUUGUAAUGCUUAACAUAUGCCUACAAGAGAUUGAUACUCAUGUUUAAUUUACAAAGUGUGUAAAGUUGAUUUUAAAUGACUGCAUUAGUCUGUGUGUCUGUGUGUGUGAUUUUGGUGUUGCUUGUGCAUUUUAAAUGAGGCAUAGCUGGACUCUCUUGUUUCUUAGUAGAUUGUUUAUGAAAGGGCAUAUGCCUGUGUCUUCUUAUCUGUUCAUGGUUUGUAUUUUCUGAUAUUUAUAAAUUGCUGUAAUUAUAAUAACAUCUAAGAGGAAAUAUUUCAAAAACGAAUGAGGACAUAUAAAUAGUAUUUACACAUUAAGUUGGUUAGAAUUACUCGAUGAGGAGAAUUUAUCAUUAAGGCUCGAAUGACACCUAAAAUCUUAGUGAUAUUUAGAAAGCCUAUCUUUAUCCUGCACUUACAUAGGAUAAUACUUCAAAUAUUUUUUAAAAUACUUGUUUAAGUUUUACAAUUGCAUUUUUAAAGUACCUAAUGACUAAGGGUCAAAAAUGACUAUGCAGUCGAGUACCUCCCUAUGAAACCUGAUUAAUAAGAGCUUAGAGUGGUAUGCUUAAUUGAUGAGAUAUUAGGAUUUAGUUUCAAAUAUUUCUUAGUGCCUCAAAAGUUCACUAAUUUGUUCAACAUUUUAAUCAUCGUUACUAUCGCCAUUUUUAAAUUCAUCAUACUAUUUGUUAUAAAAUUUUGUAUGAUACUCUCUACAAUUAAAUAUGUACAAUAUACCAUAUUAUUUAGACUAAUAUAGAAAAUUAUCUAAAUAUACACAAAGUUUUACAAAAAGAAGCCUAAAAAUAAUAUGUCAGCAAGAAAAAUACAAAAUAAAUACUCAUUUGUUCACAUUCUUUGUUAGCCAAGUUAAAUUUCUAUAAGUUCUCAUUUUGAGGAGUUUGUGCAUUUUUUCCAGAUUAGGUAAAAUGAAAUGUUAUUAUAUAAGUCUUUGUCAAAAGACAGGUGUAUCAUAUAGGAAUAAAUUUUAUCACAAAAAGAAAUGUGACAUAUAUGUCUAUUGACUUAGAUGCCCUAGGUAGCAAUUGAAGGACUUAGCAACAUAGGUGGUAUUUUCAUCUCUUCUUCUUGCUGAGGCUUGAGACUCCAGAAGUGAAAAGAAAAUCACAGGAGAUAAGAAAACCUGGAUACAUAGGUAUGGUCAAGAACAAGGUUAGAUUUUUCUGGACCAUGACUUAGAAUUACAUAGAAUAUCGGUAAACAUUUGUGUCCAUCUUUCAAAGACUAAAAAGAAUAUUAUAUGAUUGAGACUAGGUAGGAUACCUAAUUAAAAGGGAUUUAAACUUAAAUAUAAAUCUGGGGAGGAUAAGUACUAUAUAAAACCCUGCAAUCCAAAAAAUGGAUGAAAGACAAGGCAUGCAACACUAAAAGAAGGAUAAUUGUUGGUAGCUGUUAUGUAAUAGAGAGAUUUGAAAUCGAAGGCAGAUCUGAGUUUGAAUCCCAUUUCUUCUGCCUAAUGCUUUCUGAAUUUGUGAAAAAUGUUUUCUUUGUGCCAGAAUCCUCAGAUUAUUAAUCUAAAUUUGCAGUGAAGAUUUUGUUUUGAAUAAAAUAUUUUGGAGAACCUA
Homo sapiens (human) is the source of this 6774-nucleotide messenger RNA. It is a transcript of the gene ZNF521, whose product is annotated as zinc finger protein 521. Gene Ontology annotation, cellular component: nucleus. The coding region runs from base 164 to 3820 and encodes 1218 amino acids. The transcript has 5 exons. Lineage: Eukaryota; Metazoa; Chordata; Mammalia; Primates; Hominidae. The record is from RefSeq and is a predicted model, not a curated record.